GUAUGGUUACGAUCAAGAACCACCCAAGAAAGGUGCCCUUCUAUUUACCAUUCGCUAUCUUCUUUAGUGUUUGGUUUGUAGCUGAGCCUACCUAUCGACUUUUAUACUUGUACGUCUACCCAAUUCUGAAAAGUCCAAAUAUCUGGAAUGGAAUCGACUUGGCUUUGUCUUUUGCUGGACAUGCCUAUUUCCUGUAUUUAACGCGACCGGGCCGUCUUAAUAAACGGUUCCCUUUCCAUCUGCGAGCAGGCAAGGUUUCUUUCCGUGAUAUCGAUGAGAACGUAGAAGAUCUCUAUGCUCCUUCGAAGGACCUCUAUUCAGUUUUCCAAAUUGGAAAGAAAUCGGAUAUCAGAAAUGGAACGACACUGACUAUUCUCGAAGAACCCCAGCACUUCAAAACACCUGUGGUGCCUUUCAACGCACCUUCAGAAGAGUGCCUGGCUGUUCUUCCUCGACCAUCCUCACCGGAGAUACCAAUCGUGUCUGCUACUGUCGACCUAUCGUACCGAACACCCUCACCGGUUAUACCAACGGUAUCUGGUACUCUCCAGAAACAGACACCUGCAACGUCCUCGGUAUUCGUUGACAUGCCUUCUGUUGUGACUAAGCAGUCAUUCAAGAUCACCCCUGCUGGGUCACCAAGCUGUAAGCUACGCAAGAAACAAAUUCAUGAGGAAGACCGGGCAGCAGUUGAAAUAUCCACGGCUUCUGUUCCUAAUGGAGGGUUCUCUAUAUUCUGCGUCCAAAAUCAACCGGACACUGGAACUUCUCCUGUAUCUGAUUCCAUCACAACGGAACACAAGAAGAAAUCACAACCCGACGAAAAGGACACACUGACUUCUCCCAAGAACUCUGUCAUCAAAGUAUCAGAUGACACACAGGAGAACUAUUCGUUGAACAAGGAGCAGUCCAGUGGUAUCAAUAGCUACAGCUUCCAGCCAAGGAUCACAUCAGCAAUCGAAUCCACUGUGUCAUUUUCUCCUAAGACCAUCAAUGGAUCCGGAUCUCAUGUCCAACUGACCAACUGUCCUCUGGAGAGUCUGCAAGCAACAUGCAAACCAUAUCAACAUCAAGAGCCUUUGAAGACCAAGGCCCCUCCAGUAGCUGACUUUAACUUGGACAUGGACACCGAUGAAUCUGGAUAUUAUACGCGCCUAAGUCACAUCAACGGCAUCACUUCUAAAGUUAGGUUGAUUAACUUGCUACCAGCUCAAGAUAACAACUUGCCAAAAAUGACCAAUGACGAUUCUGCAUCCUCUAAUAUGUUGCCUGAGAUCCAAAGCCAGAACAACAUCGGCAUGCGCACUCCAAGUGUGAGAAUCAUUCAAGUAAGACCGGCCGACGACUCUCACUUGCAGAUCGCUACUACCGGGAAAUCUAGUCCUUGUGACCACGCUUUAGGAAAUGAGAGUUCAGCUAAGACAUGCAACACCGUCAGCAACGCACGCUCCAUCGCCGUGAUACCAGUGCACGAGCCCAUGCAAACCGUGGUCAAUGGUGAAUCUGCUGCACGAGUCCAGAACGUCCUUGAUGCAACGAAGGAGGCUGUUGAGGAAAUAAAACAUGUUUCCGCUGAAAUCAUGGUCUACGCGCCAAAGCCUUCUUUUUUGGCAACAAAUGACAUGCUCCCGAUCAAGAACCUCGGACCUCUUGUCGACCCACUUACGUGGCAGUACCCGGUUCCUCCUCCUAAGUUCCAGAACUGGAUCAUCGAGCCACUAGAACAGUCAAAGAGCCAUCUCCUUCACAACGGACAAGGAGAAGAUUCUACGGAAAAUCUUUUUGAUCUGAGCCAUGGACCUCCAACCUGUCCCCAUGAAACGGAUAUUGCUACCAUAUCUGAAGAUCUCACUGUCGUUCCUGCGGCAAAUGGAGGAGAUUUUGCCAAGCCUUCCAAAAAGAUCCGAAAAGAACCUUCAAAGAGACGAUUCCCCAAAACAACCGACCUGGGAAUGACUCUGGAUACCUCUUCUGAUAACCAACAAAUGGCUAUGGAUCUUAAAACAAAGAAGAAGAAGCUCAAACGAUUCCUAAAGCUCGCUCGCAGACACAAGAACAAGCCUGCGAAGGCGGACUAGUAAACUAACAGAUCUCUCCAACCAUACGUCAACGAUUUCAAAGCAAACCGGAUACUUUUGGGCCAU
This is a messenger RNA of Lytechinus pictus (painted urchin), 2144 nucleotides long. RefSeq lists its product as uncharacterized. The transcript is spliced from 10 exons. Lineage: Eukaryota; Metazoa; Echinodermata; Echinoidea; Temnopleuroida; Toxopneustidae. The record is from RefSeq and is a predicted model, not a curated record. Bases 3 to 2078 code for a protein of 691 amino acids.